AUGAAAUUAAUUGAUGUAAUGGCAAAAUCAUUCUUUCAUCCAGAAAUUCCAACGAAAAUCAAAACUGAAGGUGUUGCUCUUUCGGCAGCUUUCAUGGAAGAUUUAACCACAGAACAGAACUUAUUACUCAUUGGAGGACGUCAAGGAAUUCAAGUUGUUGAUGUUGAGACUGGAAUGACGUUCAGAAAGUUUGAUCAUUCUGGUGGAGCUACGGCUAUACGUUGUCGGAAGGGAUGUAUGUUCCAAUCAACCACUAUAGAUGGAAAUGUUACCUUGUGGGAUGUCCGACAGAACAAGCCCAUAGAACUUUACGGACCUGUAAAACGAAACAAUACUAAGAUCUGUGUUAAUGCUAUGGAUGCCUCUGAGAAAUAUUUGGUUCUAGCAGAGGCUGGAGGAUUUUUGCAAAUAAAUGAUCUGCAGUCAAGAAAAAAAUUGCAAAAUCAAAAGCUGCAAGACAACGAUAUUCGUUCCUUGAAUUUCUCGAAUAGCUACCGAUUUUUGACUUCUUCUGAUGAAUCAAGUCUGUUCGUUCACAAUUUAUCCGAAAAAUUGAACACAUCUCCUGGUUCUCGGCAUCCACAUGUAGAAGUGAAGAAGGUCAAAACGAUUGUUGAAACCAGUUGGCAUCCCACAGAAUGUCUUUUUGUAGCUCGAGGUACAGACUCAGUGCUACGAACUUAUGUACCUGUUUUUGAUGAAAAUACUAUAUAA
This is a messenger RNA of Auanema sp. JU1783, 714 nucleotides long. The record is from the annotation of a GenBank genome assembly. NCBI's taxonomy places the organism in Eukaryota, Metazoa, Nematoda, Chromadorea, Rhabditida, Rhabditidae.